Messenger RNA from Ilex paraguariensis (yerba mate), 669 nucleotides. NCBI's taxonomy places the organism in Eukaryota, Viridiplantae, Streptophyta, Magnoliopsida, Aquifoliales, Aquifoliaceae. The record is from the annotation of a GenBank genome assembly.
AUGGCGUCGUGUUCGAUGCCACUCUUACCACUCAGUCCCGCUCUCUCAUCUAGCAACCCUAUCUUCUCUCUCCGAAUUUCCAACACCACCCGAACAUCCUCUCUCUCUUAUUCCUCAAGGUCGCUUUCAGUUUCAGCUUCUUCUUCGCCUUCACUUCAAGCUAUCAUAUUCGAUUGUGAUGGCGUCAUUCUAGAGUCCGAGCACUUGCACCGCCAAGCAUACAAUGACGCUUUCUCUCAGUUCAAUGUCCGUUGCCCCUCUUCCUCCUCUCAGCCCCUCAAUUGGGGUCUCGAAUUCUAUGACGAGCUCCAGAACCGCAUCGGCGGUGGCAAACCCAAAAUGCGAUGGUACUUUAAGGAGCACGGUUGGCCUUCUUCGACAAUAUUUCAGGCUCCUCCUGAGGAUGAUGAUGCUAAAGCAAAGCUAAUUGACACUAUUCAGGAUUGGAAGACUGAAAGGUACAAAGAAAUAAUCAAAUCUGGAACUGUGGAGCCUAGACCGGGAGUUUUGAGAUUGAUGGAUGACGUGAAGGCUGCUGGUAAAAAACUAGCUGUUUGCUCUGCUGCAACUAAAAGUUCAGUGAUACUGUGUCUUGAAAACCUUAUCGGGGAGCGGUUCCAAAGUCUUGAUUGCUUCCUUGCUGGUAAGUUGAACAGUCUAGGGAUAUGA